AUGCUUGCCUCAAGAAUCUGCCGCGCGGCUCCUCGCGUGCCUACACAAUUCAUUCGCUCCCCUGCUUUCAGAGUCCCAUCGACCCAGUUCAGACGAUGGAACUCGACAGAGGGUGGUGAGGAGAAGGUCAAGGGCCAGGUCAUCGGUAUUGAUCUUGGUACCACCAACUCUGCCGUUGCCGUCAUGGAGGGAAAGACCCCAAAGAUUAUGGAAAACUCUGAAGGAACAAGAACCACUCCAUCCGUCGUUGCUUUCACCAAGGAUGGCGAGAGAUUGGUCGGUGUUGCUGCUAAGCGUCAGGCCGUUGUCAACCCAGAGAACACUCUCUUCGCUACCAAGCGAUUGAUUGGUCGUAAAUUCACCGACCCAGAGUGCCAGAGAGAUCUGUCAGAGGUUCCUUACAAGAUCGUUCAGCACACCAAUGGUGACGCCUGGGUUGAGGCUCAGGGCCAAAAGUACUCUCCCUCUCAGAUCGGUGGUUUCGUCCUCCAGAAGAUGAAGGAGACCGCUGAGGGAUACCUCAACAAGCCAAUCAAGAACGGUGUUGUCACUGUUCCUGCUUACUUCAACGACUCUCAACGUCAGGCUACCAAAGAUGCUGGUCAAAUUGCUGGUCUUAACGUUCUCCGUGUCGUCAACGAGCCCACCGCUGCUGCUCUUGCCUACGGUCUCGAGAAGGAGCAGGACCGUGUCAUUGCUGUCUACGAUCUUGGUGGUGGUACUUUCGAUAUCUCCAUUCUCGAGAUUCAGAAGGGUGUGUUCGAGGUCAAGUCCACCAACGGAGACACCCAUCUCGGAGGUGAAGAUUUCGACAUCACCCUCGUCCGCAACAUUGUCCAGCAGUUCAAGAAGGACUCUGGCAUCGACCUCUCCGGUGACCGCAUGGCCAUCCAGCGUAUCCGUGAGGCCGCUGAGAAGGCUAAGAUGGAACUUUCUUCCGCUUCUCAGACUGAAAUCAAUCUCCCCUUUAUCACUGCUGACGCUUCUGGCGCCAAGCACAUCAACUCUAAGCUCACUCGUUCUCAGCUCGAGGCUCUCGUUGACCCCUUGAUCCAGCGCACUGUUGAGCCAGUCCGAAAGGCCCUCAAGGAUGCUAACCUUACUGCCAAGGAUAUCCAGGAAGUCAUCCUGGUUGGUGGUAUGACCCGUAUGCCCAAGGUCACCGAGUCCGUCAAGAGCAUCUUCGGACGCGAGCCUGCUAAGUCCGUUAACCCCGACGAGGCUGUUGCCAUCGGUGCUGCCAUCCAGGGUGCUGUCCUUGCUGGUGAAGUCACCGAUGUCUUGCUUCUCGAUGUCACUCCCCUUUCCCUCGGUAUCGAGACCCUCGGCGGUGUCUUUACCCGUCUCAUUAACCGCAACACCACCAUCCCAACCAAGAAGUCCCAGACCUUCUCCACCGCCGCUGAUUUCCAGACUGCCGUCGAGAUCAAGGUCUACCAGGGUGAGCGUGAGCUCGUCCGUGACAACAAGCUCCUCGGAAACUUCCAGCUCGUUGGUAUCCCACCAGCCCACCGUGGUGUCCCACAGAUCGAAGUUACUUUCGACAUUGAUGCCGACUCCAUUGUCCACGUCCACGCCAAGGACAAGUCCACCAACAAGGACCAGUCCAUCACCAUUGCUUCUGGCUCUGGUCUCUCUGACUCUGAGAUUCAGAACAUGGUUAACGAUGCUGAGACCUACCGUGCUCAGGAUAUUGAGCGUAAGGCCCUCAUUGAAGGUGCUAACCGUGCCGACAGUGUCCUGAACGAUACCGAGAAGGCCCUCAAGGAGUUCGAAGAGAAGCUUGACAAGGCCGAGGCCACCCAGAUCACUGAGAAGAUCACCGCUCUCCGUGAAGUCGUUGCCAAGUGCCAAUCUGGUGAAACCACCAUCACCGCUGAGGAGCUCAAGGCCAAGGUAGAUGACCUCCAGACCUCCUCUCUUACCCUCUUCGACAAGAUGCACAAGGCCCGCCAUGAGGAGAGCCAACAGCAACAGCAACAGCAGCAACCACCACAGGGCGAGGAGAAGCCCAAGGAUGGAAGCAACUAA
This is a messenger RNA of Trichophyton verrucosum HKI 0517, 2031 nucleotides long. RefSeq lists its product as uncharacterized. The record is from RefSeq and is a predicted model, not a curated record. Lineage: Eukaryota; Fungi; Ascomycota; Eurotiomycetes; Onygenales; Arthrodermataceae. Gene Ontology annotation, cellular component: mitochondrion; cytoplasm. Gene Ontology annotation, molecular function: ATP binding; misfolded protein binding; ATP-dependent protein folding chaperone. The coding region runs from base 1 to 2031 and encodes 676 amino acids. The transcript is spliced from 4 exons. Gene Ontology annotation, biological process: cellular response to unfolded protein; protein refolding.